This is a messenger RNA of Diatraea saccharalis (sugarcane borer), 681 nucleotides long. The record is from the annotation of a GenBank genome assembly. Lineage: Eukaryota; Metazoa; Arthropoda; Insecta; Lepidoptera; Crambidae.
AUGAGGGGCGGUAGUUCCGAACGCCUUGUGGUGAGACCUUCGCGACGCCGCGGUGAAACGCGCGCGAAAUUAACACGGUACAUAACGGUGAUGCUGGCAGCGUUGCUAGGCGGAGGUGGUUCUGCUCUUCUUUUCCUCGUGCCAUUAUACGCAGAUCCUGCCUUGAGUGCGCUCGCUGCAGACUUCGAUCCAGUGCCAGCCGAGUGCGUCACAGAGAGAAGGGACGAUAGGAUGGGUCUAGACAACUGUACAUGGGCAUCAUGCAGGGAAGGCUGCACAAGCGACGCAUAUAAAUGCACCCAACUCCACGUUAAAUACAAAGCCUACUCAGAGGAUUGGCGUCCAGCUGUACUUUUCGUCAACAUAAAGGGAUGCGGAUAUCCACCGUCUGUGGACUGCGAAAACUUCACUAUGAGCUACGGAUAUGUCGGCGCUAAGUAUCCAUGCUAUUGGUCACGAGCUGAUACUAGUGUGGUAAUUCCGAGGUGGUCCAGAGGCGAACAGGUGGCCACAGUGACCAGGACCCUAGCUCUGCCGUUGUUUCUGUCUGGAUGUGCCGGUAUUGGCUUGUGCGCGCUGCAUUGCGAAUGUAAACCAAGACGCCGACGACGCCCCCCGCGCAGGCCCCCCCGCAUCCCCACUCUAUCCCCAGAUGACACAUUAGUCUACCGCCUAGCGUAA